This is a messenger RNA of Aaosphaeria arxii CBS 175.79, 1564 nucleotides long. RefSeq names its product flavin utilizing monooxygenase. The transcript has a single exon. NCBI's taxonomy places the organism in Eukaryota, Fungi, Ascomycota, Dothideomycetes, Pleosporales. Gene Ontology annotation, molecular function: oxidoreductase activity, acting on paired donors, with incorporation or reduction of molecular oxygen. The record is from RefSeq and is a predicted model, not a curated record. Bases 273 to 1472 code for a protein of 399 amino acids.
GGAGCAAUGGCGACACCGUUCCGCCCAAUUGCGUCACACGCCUCAACAUACAAGGUUAUGAAUCAUGCGGAUAACACCAGCCUCGAAACAAAUCAGCGUCGACGAUUCAUUGAUCUCCUCAGUAUAACAAUAAUGGCAACAUUAUCAGGCCUACUGCAUCAGAGUUUCAUGGCUUUCAAGAGCGCAUAUAACAUGAGUCCAGAUAACCCGCAACUUCGAGUCAGAUCAGUCUCCAAUCAAGACAGAUCCUAUUCUAUCAUAGGAAACAUAAUAUGGCCACUCAUUCGGUUCGACCUGGCGGUCCAUCUAUCAAGUCCCCACUAGAUUUCGCAGACAGUCCACUAAGUCAAGCCAUUUCCACGCAACCCCUACUCCUCGGCGUUUUUCUCAACCUUCAGGAUAUCCACGUAUCGUCGCAACCCACAACUAAUUCCUGGACUUAUGACUACAAUCUGGCCUGUGUCCAGGAGGCCGAGCGCCAGGGUUUCGAGCUGGCGUUUUCGCGCAUGCAAUGGCUGCCUAAGGGUGGUUACGAUGGAGAAGCAUCUCUGGACGCCUUCAUAGCUUUGGGCGCAAUGGCGAGUGCGACAAAGACGAUUCAUCUCAUAUCAACUCUCCAUGUACUUUAUGGACCUCUACAUCCCCUGCAUCUUGCAAAAUGGGGUGCUACACUGGACCACAUUUCCAAAGGACGGUGGGGACUUAACAUCGUGACUGGGCAUCGCGUCGUCGAGCAUGAGAUGUUUGGCGCACCACCUGGUGGCAGAAUCGAGCAUGACCAGCGAUACUCCAGGUCUUCCGAGCUUCUAGACGUUGUGAAGUCGCUCUGGGCCGAGGACGAGAACAUCAGCUACGACGCCACUGAGAAAGGUAAUGGGAAUACCUGGCGGCUCAACAAUGCUUGGGUAUCUCCGAAACCGCUCUACGGGCGACCAGUGAUAGUCAAUGCAACUGGUUCGCCUGCUGGGAUCGAAUUUGCCACGGAUCAAUCCGAUAUCAUAUUCAUUACUUCUCCCGGUGGCGCACACAUCGACAGUGCCCUAGAGACGCUACCGGCACAUAUUGCGAAUAUCAAAGACAUUGCACGCCAGAAGGGGAGGGAUAUCAAGACGCUUAUUAACCCCAUCGUUGUAAGUAGAGAUACGACGGAAGAAGCGGAUGCUUAUGCCACUGCUAUCUGGAAGGGUAAACCAGGACAAGAGAACAUUCAAUCAUUUGGGCAAAACAAGCAUUACGACAGUGAUGCCCAGGCUUGGAAAGGAAGAAAGGACGCUAGCCACAAGCAAGGCCUAAACAUCGGAGGAAACAUAGAGAUCAUUGGGAGUCCGGAACAGGUGGCUGACCAGAUUGAGGCGCUCCACAAAAUUGGCAUUGAUGGAAUUCAGCUAUGCUUCUAUGAUUUCCUUCCCGAUCUGAAGCAUUUUGGAGAAAAGAUUCUACCAUUGCUAAAGGAACGGGGCCUUCGGGUUUGAUAGAGAAUCAAUAGUCUUACAAAGCAUAGCUUUUCAGUCGUGCGUGGCGUUCUAGGGCUAUAUCUUCCUUUCUGGUGCACCCCAGAUGUAUC